GGCGUGCGGUUUAUAGCGCUGUGUGCCGCGCCCGCCCGCGCCGCCCCGCGGGCCAUGCCGCCGCUCCGGCACCGCAAAGUUCUCAUCCUCGGCUACCGCGCCGUGGGUCAGUGCGGAGGGACUCGGCCUGGGGGCGUCCUGCCCUCCGGGGGUAAAACGUCCCUGGCCCACCAAUUCGUGGAGGGAAAGUUCGUGGAGUGCUACGAGCCCACGGUGGAGAGCACCUACAACAAGAUGGUGGUGGUGGGCAAGGAUGAGUUCCAGCUGCAGCUGGUGGACACGGCCGGGCAGGAUGAGUACACCGUCCUGCCUCACUCCUUCAUCAUCGGCAUCCAUGGCUACGUGCUGGUCUACUCGGUGACAUCCCUGCGGAGCUUCCAGGUGGUCAAGACCCUCCACAAGAAACUGCACGAGAGCCGGGGGAAGACACGCAUGCCCGUGGUGCUGGUGGGGAACAAGGCAGACCUGGCCCUGCAGAGCCGGGAAGUGAGGACAGAUGAAGGGAAGAAGCUGGCGGAGUCGUGGGGGGCCAUUUUCCUCGAGUCCUCAGCCAAGGAGAGCCAGGUGACCAUGGGGAUCUUCAUGAAGCUCAUUGAGGAGAUCGACCGGGUGGACAAUUCCUACGGCAGAUCCACCAGCUGCCACCUGAUGUGAUCCUUGGGAUGGGGCAAGACCCCCUGGAUGGCCCAGAUCCCCCCAGGACUUUCGCCCAGACCACAGCAGCGGCUCUGGGGAAGCCACGUGGUCCUGCUGUGGUUCGGAACCCCUCACUUUGCACCGGCCAUGGGGCUCACGGGGGACUGGGAGCAGGGUUGGGGGUUCUGCCCCAGUUGGGAGCCCCCCCACCUCAUCACCGCUGUCCCCUACAUGCACAAGGACAGGUCGGGGCCGUUCCUGCUCUGGGAGCCAGGGCUGAAUGCGGGUGUUGUUCCCGGCGUGGGGCCGCAGUCCGGCCGGGCUGGACCCGUGGGAGUCGGGGCUGAAACAAUUAAACGUUGUUUUGUCUGUAAA
Corvus hawaiiensis (hawaiian crow) is the source of this 1011-nucleotide messenger RNA. It is a transcript of the gene RHEBL1, whose product is annotated as RHEB like 1. Gene Ontology annotation, biological process: small GTPase-mediated signal transduction. Gene Ontology annotation, molecular function: GTP binding; GTPase activity; GDP binding. The record is from RefSeq and is a predicted model, not a curated record. Gene Ontology annotation, cellular component: plasma membrane. The coding region runs from base 55 to 654 and encodes 199 amino acids. The transcript is spliced from 8 exons. NCBI's taxonomy places the organism in Eukaryota, Metazoa, Chordata, Aves, Passeriformes, Corvidae.